Molecule: messenger RNA, 4560 nt
Organism: Xiphias gladius (swordfish)
Lineage: Eukaryota; Metazoa; Chordata; Actinopteri; Istiophoriformes; Xiphiidae
Product: tight junction protein ZO-2-like
Exons: 24
Coding region: 248-4036 (1262 amino acids)
Biological process (GO): cell-cell adhesion; positive regulation of blood-brain barrier permeability; cell-cell junction organization
Cellular component (GO): plasma membrane; bicellular tight junction
Molecular function (GO): cell adhesion molecule binding
Source: RefSeq, a predicted model, not a curated record
UUCCGCGAUUGUCCUGCUGUCGUAGCAGCAGUGUCAGCCGACUCUUGUUGUGCCGAUCAGACGGACCUCCCUCUUUCUGUCUAAUGGCUCCAGUAGGCUGUCCACCCACAGGAACACAAGCUACGAGGGCGGAGAUAUGUUUCAUUUCAGAAACUAGCCGCCACGCCAACUGACGUCUGAAUUCUCACGGCUUUGGGUUUAACUGCGACGACAGAACGCCUGUUCAGCCGACUCGAGGAGAAGCAGGAUGCCUGUGAAAGGCGGAGGAAGACUGGCUUCUUACCCCAGCAAGGGCGAAAAUGUCGGAAGCUCAGGGAUAGAAGAGAUGGUCUGGGAGCAGUACACAGUCACUCUGCAGCGGGACCAUAAGAUGGGUUUUGGUAUCGCUGUAUCAGGUGGGCGUGACAACCCUAACUUGGAGAAUGGUGAGACGUCAAUCAUCGUGUCAGAUGUGCUGCAAGGAGGACCAGCAGAAGGAUUACUCCUUGAGAAUGAUCGUGUCAUCCAGGUAAACUCAAUCCCCAUGGACAAUGUGCCUCAUUCCUUUGCGGUUCAGUCCCUCCGUAAAUGUGGAAAAGUGGCCAAAAUAACAGUGAAGAGACCUCGUAAGGUGGCGGUUCACUCCCUGAAGCAGCCCCCCUCCCCAAGCGGAGACAGUUGGGAAUACACCCCCUCCCCCCACUACUAUGACACUGACAAUGACAACGGCUGGUAUCGUGAUGAAGGUCGGGACCACACCUCUGAAAGCAAAGGAUACCUGGACCCCGAGUACAGGGGAGGACGGGACUACAACCAGAGAGGAACGAGCCGCGGGAGGAGCCAGGAGAGAACCUCGCCCAGCCCGGACAGAUCCAGGAGGGAGGGCAGCCAUGAACCAGCCCUGGUCACCAGCACCGACAGUAAGAGGUACCAUAGCCAAGGACACAGCCCUGGGGUCAGCUACUGCAUGGAGGACAAGUACAAGCAAGGAGAAGGAGGAGGAGAUAAAGGAGAUCGGUAUAGGAGCAGGGACCAGCUUAAUGACAACCAUCCAUCCCCAGAACCUUCCAGAGAGCUGGAGCCACUGGAGAGACCUGUCAACGUCCUGCUGGUGAAGAACAGACCCAAUGAAGGGUCAACUAACAAUCUUCACCGCCACUUGAAAACACAGCAUCCAACCAUGCAAGUGGCCGAAGUGAGACGACAAUGUUCCAUUGAUGACCAAGAUAACGAUGGCUUCACUGGUUCUGCUGAAACCACUACCACAUCAGAGUAUGGUCUACGUCUGGGGAGUCAGAUCUUUAUCAAACAGAUGACCAGCACAGGCCUGGCUGCAAAGGAUGGAAACCUGCAAGAGGGAGACAUCAUUCUCAAGAUCAAUGGGACAGUGACAGAGAACCUUUCUCUGCAUGAUGCUGGGAAGCUGAUAGAGAAGUCCAGGGGGAAGCUGCAACUGGUGGUCCAGAGAGACCGCCGCCAGAUCCUCAUUCGCAUCCCCCCCCUUGCAGACUCUGACUCUGAUAAUGACGACAUAUCAGAGAUGGAAUCUUACCAUUCCUAUUCUCCCCCAGAGGAGAGGAGGUCCCGCCAGUCUGACCUGUCCUCCCACUCUUCUAAUGAAAGAGACAACCUCAGGGAAGAACCCAUGAGGACAGCCAAGAUGUCAGCCAUGGCCUCACCAUUCAGAGUACCUGAGGACCCCUAUGCCUCAACUGAUCUGGACAAAGACACACCACUCAUAGAGGAGCCUCGAGGUUAUCAACCCACCUCAGUCUACCAUGUUGCUAUAACAACCACACCCAAGAUUCUCCUCCGCCCAAGUCCAGAAGAUGAAAAAAUAUAUGGGCCAAACACAGUGAUGGUAAAUUUCCAAAAGGGAGACAGUGUUGGGCUGAGGCUGGCAGGAGGAAAUGAUGUCGGCAUCUUCAUUGCUGGUGUUCAAGACGGCAGUCCUGCUGAGGAAGAAGGCCUGCGCAUCGGAGACCAGAUCUUAAAGGUGAACAACAUUGAUUUUCAAGGUGUAGUGAGAGAGGAAGCAGUACUCUUCUUGUUGGAGAUUCCUAAAGGGGAAGUGGUCACUAUCCUGGCCCAGAGCAAACCUGACGUUUAUAAUGAUAUCUUGGUCUCUGGGCGUGGAGACUCCUUCUUCAUCCGGACCCACUUUGAGUAUGAGAAGGAGACUCCUCAGAGUUUGGCAUUCAGCCGAGGGGACAUCUUUAAGGUGGUGGAUACUCUGUAUGAUGGCAAGCUUGGCAACUGGUUGGCAAUCCGUGUUGGCAAAGACAAACAGCUGCUGGGGAAGGGCAUCAUCCCCAACAAGAGCAGAGCAGAGCAGAUGGCCAGUGUCCAGAGCUCUCAUAAAGCUGUUGUGGGUGAUCGAGCUGACUUCUGGCGGUUGCGAGGCCAGCGUUCUGUGAAGAGGAAGGACUUGAGGAAGAGCAGAGUAAACCUGAGCAGUCAGACCCUGGCCACCCGCUUUCCAGCAUAUGAACGAGUGGUGCUCCGUGAGGCUGGUUUCCGGCGUCCUGUGGUUCUGUUCGGCCCAAUCGCUGAUGCUGCUAAUGAGAGACUGGCCUCUGAGAUGCCUGAACUAUUUGUUAUUGCUAAAACCGAGCCAAAAGACGCCGGCUCUGAGAAGUCCUCAGGUGUGGUUCGUCUGAACACCAUCCGACAAAUCAUCGAGCAGGACAAGCACGCCCUGCUGGAUGUGACACCCAAGGCAGUGGACACUCUGAACUACACUCAAUGGUACCCCAUUGUCAUCUUCUUCACCCCAGACAGCAAGCAUGGUAUCAAGGCCAUGAGGCAGAGGAUCAUCCCCAGCUCCAACCGCAGCGCCAGCAAACUCUAUGAACAAGCCUUCAAACUGAGGAAGACCUGCUCUCACUUAUUCACUGCCACCAUUGAUCUGAACUCAGCCAACGACGCCUGGUAUGGCAGCGUCAAAGACUCCAUCAGAGCGCAGCAGAUGCAGGCUGUCUGGGUUUCUGAUGGCAAGCUGGAGGGAGUAGAGAAUGAUCUGGAAUGCCAGGAUGUGGAGCGUCUGUCCUUCCUGUCCGCCAUGUCUGCUGACUACCUCAGCAUGGACAGCCGGCUGACCUCCGACCUGGAUGAUACCGCCGACGAGGGGGGGACCUGCACUGACAAUGAGCCUGAUUUGGAGACAAUACACAUCUCUGCCAUCAGUCGCUCAUCUGAACCUGUCACUGCUGAAGAGAUCUUGCGCAGAUACAUUCCAGACAUCAGGAGUCGUAUGAGGAAAAUCAGCAGCCAGGAAGUCCUCAACAGUUCUAGCCUUCCAGCUGUCUCCUUACCAGACGGCAAGGUGAAACUGUCUCUGAGGGACGAUCUGGUCUUUGUAUCAGGCUCCAUCAAUCCACAUCAUCAUCCCUGCCAACACCACCCUCCACACCCAAGCUCCAGCCGAAGUUAUGACUCUCCAUCAAGCAGCAGCCCCGCCAGCAGCAACAACGACCUUCCACCAUCAAUCUCCCGUUCAGCUGUCUUGUCCAGCCCACCCCCCCCACCUCCAGCUUACCUCCUCAACUCCCUCUGCAAACUGCGGCCCCUGGAAGCACCCCAACCCUCUGCCAUGCCCAUGCCCAGCAACUGCGGGAGCUUGGCAGAGACUGCAGUCCACUCACCUAUGACUCUGCCCAGUGCGGCCAUGACAGCCUGUAGACAGCAGGAGGAGGCAGCAGAUGACAGCCCUGUGGAGGAUCCAUCUAUGAAGUCCUUCUUGGGGAAGAUCAAGGCCUUCGAGAAGAUGGAUCACUUCGCCCGAGCCCAAAGGAUGCUGGAAAUGCAGGAGGCACAGAAUGCCAGGUUGGAAAUUGCUCAGAAACACCCAGACAUCUAUGCUGUUCCUCUGAAGACAGCCAAGCUGGAUCACAGUCGCCCACAGCCUAUCGGAUCCAGCUCCCAUCUUGAACCCCAGACUACUUCGUCCUCCAAAGAGGGAUGUCCCUUCUACCCGACCAAAGAGGAGUCAGAGGAGGAGGCAGUACCAGGAUAUUACACCGCCAACUCCUACCAGUACCAAGACACCGAGCUGUAGGGUCAGUACACAGCAGCUGCGCCUACCCCGAGCUUCCUGGACAUACAUGUACACACGCACUGCAUAUGCAGUCUAUCUACACACUUACCAUUCCAUCAUGCCCUGCACAAGUCAGCUGCCGAUUUUGAACUGAUCGUUGCUUCUUUGAUAUUGAGGGAAAAAAACUUUCUUUUAUUUUCUUCAAGAAAGUUAAAGUAAUCUGUACUUUUCAUUUGGAUACAGACACACUGUCUUCACUUUACUGUUUAUGUUGUAUUUAAUUGUUUCUUUCUUACAGACCAUUUAUAAAUGGUCAAAACUGAGUGAUCAGGAACCACUUGUUUUCUAGCCUAUGCAACUCUUCAGUUAGUACAAAGAAACUGAAAGCUAUUGCCACGAGUUUUGCCCUCACAAAAACAUCAACACACCCAAAAACCCACAAUGCGCUUCAUCACAUCUAUCUCCUUAUUUUUUAAGUGAUCAACAAAGGUUAUGUAUAUAUUAUGUUAUGUGUAUACUAUUACAACAGCAUAUACAUAUAUAUG